UAGUGAGGCAAUUAGUGACAAGAAUGUCACUUUGUCGAGGAAAUGCACAGAGCAAGACCGAAAUACCACUAUUCAAAUUAACCAGGUUACCGAAGUGUGACAGCAGCUCCUCGUGCACAUUUUGGAAGGAACAUAUAUGUAAACUUUUGGAAAAAUAUUUAUAGAUUUUUUUUCGACUUGCUGAUUUGUUGGACACGUUCUGGUAAAAUUAUUGUUUGGUUUAGGAGGGAUAUUUUAUGUGUAGUAUUACUGUGACAUUUUUGUAACCUAUUUCAAAAAGGAAACAAUAUUAUUUAAAAAAUAAUCUUUUUUUUGCAUAUAAGAUUAUACAAAUAUAUAUCAACUUACGUUCCGAGAGGCUUUUUCUGUAGCUCGGUCAACUUCAUCAGGUUACUCUUGAGAGCGGUCAUUGCCUCGCCGUUAUUGAAGAAGGAACGAGGUAGAAGUGUCUCAGCUGCAAUUUCUUCUCUGGACUGGAGAAGAAUAAUCACUGCUCCGCUUAUCUGCACGUUGGAGGAUAUCGCUUACAUUGUAAAACUUCAUCAUCUGGCCUUCUGACAAGAAACACGAAAUGAAACCCUUUGCCUCGUUCGUCAUCCAGAUUGCAGUGACGCUCCAACUUCAGUUUUCACCUGCUCAGAGUACUCCCUCACCCAGCACAAACAGCACAACUGGAGUAUUAAUGUUCCAGGAUGUGUGGGGCCGUAGUUUCUGCCGGACCAUAGAGAAGCUGGUGGAGGUGGUCCAAGAGUACCCUGGGGAGGUGGAGCACAUCUACAGCCCCUCCUGUGUGCCCCUGGUGCGCUGCGCUGGUUGCUGUGGCGAUGAGAACCUGGAGUGUCAUCCUACUCGGACCUCUAAUGUCACCAUGCAGCUGUUGAAAAUCAAGCCAGCGGAGCAGGGUCAAGAAUACGUUGAGAUGACUUUUGUGGAGCACCAGACAUGUGAAUGUAGAAUCAGGAAGGCUGUGGUGAAAAGUGAAAGAAGGAGACAGAGAGGGAGAGGAAAGAAAAGAAAGGAGAGACAGAGAGCGAAAGCUUGUGACAGGUGUCAGCCACCUCGCAGAUAACUGCAGUAGCAGCCCUACACCUGUUGCAACCGGCAUCUCUAUUUAUUCCCUGCCCAGCGCUAACAGUAUCAAGAGUCUUCAAAACAAACACAUCAAUACUGUGUGUCUCCAUGCACCUAGAGACUCAAGCAGCUGGGUUGUUAUGGUGACAGGCCCUCUUGCUGUAGGGGAGUGUUUCUAACUUAGGUUCCACAGGAAGCACAUGUUGCUUGGUGAAAAAAAUACCUUGGUGACAACUGACCUGACAGACAUUUAUGUGAAGCAGUGCAAUUGAAGAUCAAACAUUUAAAGGUUUUACAUUUAAAAUCAUGAUGGAUAUAUUUUGCAUAAUUACAUGAUUAUUAUUGUUUAGUGUUGUUUAUUUUAUUGCUGUGGUUAUUUUAGCUGCUUAUCCCAUUUAACAUGAAUAGGCCUAUUUAUGAAUAAAUGUUCCAUUCAUGAAAUUGCAAUGUUGUUUCAUUAAAUCUUUAGGACUAACCGACUAACCAAAUACUUGGGGUCCUCUCAUGGCAAGUCGGUUCAUUAGUAGACUAGCAACUCCUUUCCCAAACUGAAUGAGUUAUAUUUUACUUUUUGUGUUGUGGUAUAAAACAUUGUACUGUCAUACAUGGUCUAUGGACUAGUACAGUCAGUGAGUUUUCAGCCUUAUGUGGAGGAGACUAGGACGUACUAAGUGCUCAGGAGCCCCUGCAGCAGCAACAAGGCUAUACUAGUAGAAUAUCACCCUCCAGUGGUUACAAAUGGCAUUUUCAGAGUAAUUAUUUUAAAAUAAGUUUGUUUAGGAUGAAGUAUAGAAUUAUAUUAUUGAUAUAAUAGGUACAGUUAUGUCCAUCAUAAUUUUUUCAUAGGACAAGGUGUUGGUGUACUUUUAUGGAAUUAAAUAGAAAUAUCAUAAAAUAACCACAAAAUCAACUUACAUGUAGGCUAUGCAAUAUACUGUAACAUACACAUUGUAUUUUUCAUCUUAGUGUUAAAAAAAUCAGACAACAAGUCACUGGCCAUGUAACAUAAUAAUCAAUAACUCCAAAGCAAGUUGACCUACAAGUAGACCUACACUGCAAGUAGACCUACACUGCAAGUAGACCUACACCCCAGUAUCAAUUUAAGGAGCUGCGUUAGAAAGAGCUGAGUUAAACCAACUUAAGCUAUGAACAAUCAUGGAACUUGAACUGACUGGUUGCUGUGAAAAUGGCUAAUUGGACCAUAUAAACUCUGUUAACAUUUUAACUUGGUGAUCAAGACACUCAGACUAGGUGUGUUCCUUGUUUCUCUAUUUCAUUUAUAGGCCUAUAACUUCUGCUGUCAUUUCUGUUUCAUGACUUACGGCGUUAUUGUGUUUUUUUCAUACUACUUUGUGUUUCUGAUUCUUUCACAGCUGAACCAAAUAUUAAAAUGAGUUGCUGCUCUUAGAGUUUCAAUGUUUCUAUUCCCAUCUGUCAUCCACUCACCUCAAGUCAUUUUACAAUCUACACACUAAUCGAGUACACUACCACAUUGCCCGCCACCUGUGGUGGGUCUGUUUUCAACAUGACUUUCAUAUUGGCCUUUUUGUGUAUUAUCUGUUGAAUAAAGCAGUGGGUUGAUGUACAGAACUAUGAAUGACAUUUUACACUUAAGAGUAGACAAUUGUUUUAUCAUUUGUGCUUGUUGUGUAUUUAUUAGACAGCUUGAAGACUAAGAUCUUCAGUGUCCUUGAAUAUGACUAAGAACAAAUUUGUUCGGGAGAAGUGCAUGCCUAUUUUAUCUCAAAAAUAAAAUACAAUCUGUGAUGUUGUAAUCAAAUAUGAUAAAGGAUAUGCCCAAACAUCUGAGUGAGUAUUAUAUAUUGUAAAUAUAUAUAGAUAUAUUAUAUCUGUGAAGAGUGUGCAACAGUUAAUAAAGAAAUAUA
Salvelinus sp. IW2-2015 is the source of this 2957-nucleotide messenger RNA. NCBI's taxonomy places the organism in Eukaryota, Metazoa, Chordata, Actinopteri, Salmoniformes, Salmonidae. The record is from RefSeq and is a predicted model, not a curated record.